AUGGUUGAGCAAAUUCAUUAUCUGGAAGAUGUGGAUUGUGUGGAAGCUUUGGGUGCCGUUAAAGCGCUUCAAUUUGGAUAUGACUUGGGGUUGGAUAAUAUUCAGCUUGAAGGAGAUUCUUUAAACGUGGUGUCUGCAAUUCAAGGAAAGACAGAAAAUUUAUCGUGUUAUGGUCAUUUCGUAGAUGUGGCUCAGGUACUCCUCUUGCAAUUCCAUUCCUCAUCCGUCUCGCAUGUUUAUAGAGAUGGCAAUUCUGUGGCUCAUUGUUUAAGUAGAUUAGCUUUUGAUUUUGAAUCACCUCGCAUUUGGAUGGAGGAAGUUCCUCCCUCCUUAAUGGCGGUGGUGGCUUCGGAGGCUCCCUCUUCUUUGUAA
This is a messenger RNA of Camellia sinensis, 372 nucleotides long. Lineage: Eukaryota; Viridiplantae; Streptophyta; Magnoliopsida; Ericales; Theaceae. The record is from RefSeq and is a predicted model, not a curated record.